Durio zibethinus is the source of this 1312-nucleotide messenger RNA. RefSeq lists its product as uncharacterized. Lineage: Eukaryota; Viridiplantae; Streptophyta; Magnoliopsida; Malvales; Malvaceae. Gene Ontology annotation, molecular function: heme binding. The record is from RefSeq and is a predicted model, not a curated record.
GUCAACUGUGAAUUUGUUUCAAAAGUAGGCUAAUGAAUGUGCACCGAAAAGAGCUUGUAAAACAAUUAACAAAAACUGAAGCACCCGCUUCAAUAACGAAAUUUCGUGCCUCCACGAUGGUUCGGGUCCUCCUGCUAGCGUUAUUGGUCUUGAGCUCCUGGGAAACCAGACGGGUCAGCUCGCACGAGGAAUCGGGGGUAUGGAGUUGCGAGUCAAAGUCGGAAAUUCGAGUCCAAGCGGAUUUCAGACCCGGAGUCAUCACCCUUGAUGGACAUGCCGAUGAUUGGAAGGACAUUGAUGGGUUCGAGUUCUCUCUCCUACCUGCUCUUGACCCAGAUCAGGACCAUGAGUACAAAGAUGGAAAAAUGACAGUGAAGGCUUUACAUGAUGGAAAUGAUGUCUUCUUCUUGUUGCGAGUUGAUGGGGACUAUGCCUUCUCCAAAGGGGACAGCAGCAAAUGCCCAUCUGUAGCUCUUAUGUUUCAAAUUGGGGAUGAUGCGACCUAUCAUGAUAUGGGUGGCUGUAAAGAACAAAGGGGCUCUUGCACCAACAGGACUUGCAAAGGCCAUGAAGUUGACAUUAUGCACUUCUCUAUUGGAAACGCUAUACCUGGAAGGCUUUAUGGUGGCAACCCAAUAGAUAACACAGAUGGAAAUGGAGGUGAUAGGUUUGGUCAUUUGGUUGAUGCAUAUGCUUGGAACCCGCACUGUAGAUACCUUGAUGGAUUGGGUCCGUCUGGAAAUGAUUCUAGUGCACAGAAUAGCUGGAAAGGGGCAUGGUGGCACAGUAGCUUAACAGUUCUUUCAGGUUUUGUGGAGGAAGACAGUCCUUAUUCCACAGGAGGUCAGAAGGGAACGUAUUAUUUUGAAUUUUCUAGGCCUUUGAGAACCAUGGAUCGUCUUCAACAGGAUGUUCAGUUCACAAUUGGCGGAUCAAGCAAGAUGUCUGCCGCAUUCUGGUUUCCGGUUAAUGGGAAUCCGUGGGUUGGAUCUGGACACUAUACUAUUAACUGCGAUUGGGUGCCAUUGGAUGUUGAUUCAGGUGGUUCUAUCCUAACCAAGUCUUCACCAAACAGCUCCUGGGAUGCGACCAGCGCCUUCAACCUUCUAUUCUCGAUAGCAGCUCUCUGUAUAGCCAUAUUUGUGGCAUGUAAGGUUUCUAGACCCAAGGGUGUCCCAUUUACACCAAUGGAAAAUCUUUAGAUAGCUAUACAGGUCUGCCAUUAUCAAUAAUUGACUUGGAGCUCGUCAUACAUGUCAGGCAUUGUACUAUUGCUUGAAUUUGUACUGCGUAGCUUUGUACUUUGAACAGU